CUUGACCCCAGCUGACUUCACAAACAACAACAAAGCGAAAAGUGUAGCGGAGGUGGGGACCUACCACCUAGACAAGAUAGCAUGCCUUCAGAUCGGCUGUGACUCCUGGCUGUGAUUAUAGGGGAACUUUGUGAUUACUUUGGUUUCAGCACUGUAAAAAAAGAGCCUGGAUCUGACCCGUGGUAUUUUCUGUGAUUGGAGAACUUUGCCUUUGUUGUAGUGAAAGAUGGCGCGACAAGUAAUGAAUGUGAAACUGAAUCAGGACCAAGAGUAUUUUAUAUGUGCGACAGACGAUGGAUUGAGAAUCUUCCACAUGGACCCUUUAGUCCAGAUUACUCAUGUUGGCGAAGCAAAGAUUGGGAGUGUGAGGUGUGUGGAGAUGCGGUUUCGGUCCAACAUUGUGGCUUUUGUCAGCGGUGGAGCCAGACCUUUGUUUGAUGACCGUACAGUCGUCUUGUGGGACCUGUUGAAAGAAAGGCCGCUGUCCAAAGUUGUGUUAAAAGAGCCAGUUUUGAGUAUCAAGAUGAUAAAUGACAGACUCCUUGUGAUAUUGAGAAGCCGCAUCAUCGUGCUGAGAGUUCCGAGAGGCGAGACCUUGACCGAGUUCACCACCAGGGACAACCCAGGAGGUGUGUGUGCCGUGUCCUGCACGGCCAGGAAGAUGGUGUUUCCUUCCUCCAAGAACCGGGGCUGUGUACAGAUUGAAGACCUGGAUAGAUGCGACACGUCCCCGGAGAGCACCCCUCCCCUCAUGGUCCAGGCCCACGGCAACGACAUCGUCUGUGUGGCCAUCAACGCAGCGGGGGACUCCAUCGCCACUGCCUCCACACAGACAAGGCCAACAUUUACUGAAUCAAACCAUUGGUCGGUCUGCCGGUGGAGGUGAAAUCUUACGCGUCGUUCACAGUGACGGCCGAGUGUGCGUGUGUGUGUUCUGUGGGCAGUGGAGACGCCAUUUAUGGAACUGUUUCCGCGUGUCCUACGACGUCUACCCGAACGUGGGAGAGCUCUACGACUGACUGACUGAUGAGUGACGGAGUGUCUUUGUGCAGGGGGAGAGCUCUACAACUGAGUGACUCAGCGACUGAGUGACUGAGUGCUUUGUACAGUGGGAGAAAAAGAAAUGCAACCGACCAUCAGACUCAAGGUUGUUUACACUCAAGGUUGUUUGUGAUGAAUGAAUAAGUGACAGUUUGGUGGAAAGACUUGGGUCAGGGUUCACUCACGUAUUGUUGUAAAGUCUAACUUGUUCACUCACCUUCACGUGUGUUGUUGUGACGUGUGACUUGUCUACAGCUGACUCACUUCUCCCUUCUGUGUGGAAGAAUCCGUAGCAGAUCAGAGCGGUUCUUUGAAGUCCCUGAAUUUUAUAAAUGUUCCAAUUUUUCCUUUUCCCUCAUUUUCUUCAGUUUUGUUCUUUUGUACAGUGAAAAGUGAAAGUUGGUCACAGAGGACAGUCCAAACAUCUGUACGCUAACAACAGACAAUGAUAUUCUAAACAGCUGUACAAGCUCUUUUUUGGUGUCUUGGAGUAGAUUUUUACCCGAACCGGUACACUGAUAUAUCAUGCUAUUUGCUGUGUCCAGUUGAAAUGUUGAAUAAAGCUGCCAGCUAAGGUAUAAAUCUGAUUGUUUUUAUCUAACUGCUCGAUGUGAGUAUUUCUGUGUCCCAUUUCACUGAGUAGCUUGAAGGUUCCCUUUGGGCCAGUUUUCUCUGAACAGGAUUUUUAAAAUCACUUACUUCUCUUGUUCCAGUCUGGCUUCUUUAUUUCCAUGUGGGAUUUAGGACACAUGUGUGUGUUGUGUUUUGUAUUACAAUAAAGUCAAAGUUGUUCAGCCACCCAUUGUCUCAGAGGGAAAUGGUUGUCUUAGACAGGUGGGUGUCUUGGCCAGUUUCAUGGUAAUUAGAAUAAACAUGGGUGGGGGUGGGGGAAUCGUUCCAGAUGACUGUCUGGGACAUGUGGCCGAUAGAGCGGAGCAGGUUUGUCUGUAGCUCAUCGCCGGCCGGCCAGGCACAAAGAUCUACAGGAAGAUCUGGCUCUUCUCUUUGGUGGACGUGGUCAAAGUUUUAAUUUGUUUCUGGCAUCCUUGUUGCCAUGGUGAUGGUGUGCUUUGCUUGAUCUAAGUGUGUGUAAUUGCUGUGUGGUCUGUUCCCUCUACUUCUGUCAUUGUUCUCAUUGUUCUUGGCAAAACAUAGCCGUUGCCAUGUGUGUUGAAAGUAAAGGAAAUAGAAAUUGUCUUUUAAAUGUAGUCUUGGGUGGUCUCAUGUACACUUGGCCAGUGGGUGAUGGAUGCAGCCUGUGUGUGUGUGUGUGUGUGUGUGUGUGUGUGUGUGUGUGAGAGAGGUGAAGUGACAGUCGCCGUGUCUUGUAACGUCACCGUGUUGUGAAGUCCUUGUGGUGGACACCCGCUAGUCACGUGGAAUUGGUGUUUGUCUUUGUGCUUGGUGGGGAAAAAAAGCUGUACGUCCGUAGAAAUGUCGUACGUUCUGAAAUAUCUCGUUGUAUUAACGAAACACCAAGUAGGGUAUCACAGGACACACAUGUAGCAAUCAGAACUUCAGUGUCGUUACCUCAGUUGUGUCCACUUUUUGUAUCUUUGUGUAGCUUACGAUUGAUGGAAAUUUACAUGCACAUGCCUAAUUGUUUGUAUAUGUACAAGCAUAUAUAUAUAUGCCUGAUUCUACGAUAUGUACAAACAUAUAUAUAUGUCUGAUUGAAUGAUAUGUUGCAGCCUACAAUAUAUGUCCUUAAGUCUAGUCUCUGUUGGUUGUGGUAGUUACGUGGUUGUAGGUGGCUCACACAAGUACCGUCAAAUGUGUCCAAGUCGACCCCCGGUUGUCCAAGCAGAGAGUGGUCAUCUUACACAGGUGGUCAUCUUGUCUUGGGCAGUGUCGUGAGCACGUGGGUGGCUGGAGUGUGACCCAGAAAUGUUCGUCAGUCCUGGGCUGACCAUGAUGAUACUCACAAACUGAUGGCCCUUUUUUCUCUGACGUUUAUGUUCUUACUCAAGCUUUUUUUUUCCUCAAGCUUUCAAAACGGCUGCAAAACUGUUGUUGUUUUAUGUGAUGUAAACUGCUUGCUCCAUCAGAUAGUUUGACGUUUGUCAGUUUGGAAUUGUGCUCCUCCCUGUGUGUAGCUGAGCGUGUACAACUCUCUCACUCUCAUGUUUCAAUGCGAUGGUUUUCACAUACUGCAUGUAACUAAUUUGCUGAUUGCAUAAUAAUGUUAAGUAUAUAUAUAUGUGUGUAAAUAUAUAAAUGUAUAUAUUAAAAUUUGUUGAAAUAAAUGUUUUAGUAUAUUA
This is a messenger RNA of Aplysia californica (California sea hare), 3302 nucleotides long. Its product is annotated as WD repeat domain phosphoinositide-interacting protein 4. NCBI's taxonomy places the organism in Eukaryota, Metazoa, Mollusca, Gastropoda, Aplysiida, Aplysiidae. The record is from RefSeq and is a predicted model, not a curated record. Gene Ontology annotation, biological process: protein lipidation; protein localization to phagophore assembly site; nucleophagy. Gene Ontology annotation, molecular function: phosphatidylinositol-3,5-bisphosphate binding; protein binding; phosphatidylinositol-3-phosphate binding. Gene Ontology annotation, cellular component: cytosol; extrinsic component of membrane; phagophore assembly site membrane.